This is a messenger RNA of Prunus armeniaca (apricot), 816 nucleotides long. Lineage: Eukaryota; Viridiplantae; Streptophyta; Magnoliopsida; Rosales; Rosaceae. The record is from the annotation of a GenBank genome assembly.
AUGGUGGGAUUUCCUUUUCCCCUUGGUUUAAUAUCCUCUAUCACUGGCUAUGCCAGCCUUAGCGAAGAAUUUCACUGGCUGGCAUCUGCCUCUAUUGGCAUCAUUCUCUGCAAUAUUGUGUACAGAUUAACACGUCUUAUCAGCCUUCUUAGCUUUGAGGGAUAUCACAAACUGAGCAAAGCACAAAGAGUUGAAUGGAACAACCGGGGGUUCUCAACUGUUCAUGCUAUUGCUGUAGCAUUUUCAUCUUUUUACCUCUUACUGUUGUCUGAUACUUUUCAUGAGGAUCAUCGUGAUGAGCUAAUCAUUAGUAGAAGAUCUACUUUGUCAGAUACAACAUUAGGGAUCUCCAUUGGAUAUUUUCUGGCAGACUUGGGAAUGAUAUUUUGGCAUUUUCCUGCUUUAGGUGGACUGGAGUAUGUUUUGCACCAUGCACUAUCUAUGUUCUCAAUCUUUCUCUCCCUUGUAAGUGGAAAAGGGCAGAUUUACAUACUAAUGGUUCUGUUCUCUGAGAGUACAACUCCUUUCGUGAACUUGAGAUGGUACUUAGAUGUUGCUGGUAAGAAGAACUCUAAUCUGUACGUCAUCAAUGGUGUAGCAUUGUUCCUGGGGUGGCUGGUUGCAAGGAUUCUUUUGUUCAUUUACUUUUUCAUCCACAUGUUUAUCCAUUUUGAUCAAGUCAAGACAAUUUUCCCUUUGGGCUUUUACAGCUUGCUCCUGGUGCCUCCUGUGUUAGCAGUAAUGAAUCUCGUUUGGUUUUGGAAGAUUGUUAAAGGUUUAAUUAAAACUGUUUCGAAGGCCACUCACAGUCAAUGA